AGUGGUGCGAAAACACGGAAUUUCAAAAACCAAGAUUUAUUGAUAGAAUUUUUUAGUUAUACACGUAGGAAUAGUAUGUUAAUUUUGAACAUCAUAGGCAUAUUCUGGCUAAUCAAUGCAGGCGAAACAAAAUAUGUCGAGGGUCACCUGAAAACGAGCGCAGAUUUUGCAUUCCUGGCUAGAUUCUGCUUUCUGUCCAACCACGGUCGUUAUCAGUACGAAAUCGAGUAUGAAAAAAUGAUUGGUGAGUUAAAGUUACUGCUCUACUAUGAUGAUAAAUCACAGUGGCCUGCUGUAUAUAAAACCGAUAAGACAUGCACUGAAAAACUUUCUGUUCUAAGCGCGAUUGAUAAUCAAAUUGUGCCUUUAACGUAUAGAAACCAUCUUUACUCUGGUUGUAGUCUGGUAACUCCAAAUACCAAGGAUGCCGGAAACAACGUUAUUAAGCGACCUACACCCGAUUUGAAUCCUGAAAAGAAUCCAUCAAAAGAGGACGAUUCGUUUUCGUAUGAUCAUUUCCUGAAAUCAAGCACUACCGAAUCAAGCAUCGGCACUGAAAGUUCUGAAUUUAAUUUUGCGGACAUAGACUUGACAGUUGCAAAUACUACCGAAAUGUUUGUCGGCGAUCUUUCAUUUCAAACCGUUGGCUAUAAUGGCCUGGAAAAUACUACUGAUUAUAAGGUGCUUGUCGAAGAAUUGUUCCAAGGAAGUGGUGAUAAUGGGCAUACAAAUAGAAUUAGACGCGCUGCAAAGUUGGAUAAACUAAUUAUUAGUUGUUCCAAUCAUGGAACUUUUACUAGUUCUAGACAGAGGUGGUGGUACAUAGCUGUAGCAAAUUGUGGUAGUAAUAAAGGUUUGGAUGUUUGGUACCGAUUCCGAAUGACCAACGGUGCACUAGGAGAUUUUUGGCAUGAACAUUUCUCUGCUGAUGAAAUGUAUAUCCCGCCUAUGCUGCUGAUUGAGUCUAUCUCCUACUCACUUUUGCUAUUGGCAGUGUUUUUGUGUGCCGUUGAGCUUAAAACUCGCCACUUGUACCACUGCACCUACCGAUUGUUCGCGCUGAGUGUCCUGCUGCAGUGGUUCGGUAUUCUGCUGUUGAGUGUAACCUGGGCCAAAUAUGCUGUCUCUGGAAUUGGUCCGUUUACCAGCUUUGGAGGCUUUUUUACUAGUGCAAGUGAGAUCACAUUUCUGCUGCUGCUACUACUGAUGGCCAAGGGAUAUACAAUCACUCGAGCGAGAUUGAAAACUUGUGCUACAGUGAAAAUAACCGUUUUCACCAAUCUGUAUGCGAUCGUAUAUAUCACGUUAUUCAUCUAUCAGUCAGAGGCGUUUGAUCCAGGAGAAGUUCUGAAUCUUUACGAAUCGCCCGCUGGUUUCGGAUUGGCAGGACUCCGUUGCGUAAGUUGGGGUUUCUUCAUCUACUCAUGCGCGGCCACCAUCCGGAAGUUCUCUGAGAAAGGUCCUUUCUAUUAUCCAUUCACUUUACUUGGUUCAAUGUGGAUCAUGAGCGGUCCAAUUCUGACUGUGGUGGGAGUUAACGUACUUGAUCCGUGGGUCAGAGAAAGUGUAAUGCAUGGUGCCCUCGGUUUUGUAGCAUUAAUGGGACAUGUGGCAUUUCUUUGGCUAACUUGGCCGUCAAGGGCCAACAAAAGUUUUCCGUAUCAUGUCCGAACGAAUCACGUUGGAAUUUCUACCGUCGACGACGAAGUCACCUAUCCGAGACAUACUUAUGAACCGGCUCCACCGGAAACAGGAGUUAUCAUUCCAUUGUCCAGCAAUGCGGCCACUUUGAAUGGAAUUUACGAUCAAUAUCUUCGGGAAAGGAACGUCUAUCAUAGUGCGUCGACUCCAAUCAGCUACUUGUCAUUUCCAGCAGCUCCGAAACCUGACACUAGUAAUCAUCACCAGCAACACAAUCUCAGCCGCAUGCUUUCAAGGCCUCAACAAUCCACAAGCAGUGAUUCUGUGGUAGAUGACAAUCCGUCGUCCCAUCUCUAUAUUCUCCCGGAAAGUGCCCCACAAAGUUUGAUUAUAAGCAACAACACUCACAACAGUGGCCAUCACGAUGACAACAAUAAUAACAGUAAUAACAACAAUAAUCAGAACAAUUACAUAAAUGACACUCUGGUUGACUCCGGUCAUCCCUCGUUGGACAUGUCAAUCUCAACAAGCCCUCCGAAGCAUGAAGAGAGCUCAUUGAACAGCGAUAACAACGAAAAUAACAAUAACAAUAGCAACUCCGCUCAAGAUCAACGCCAGCCGUCAACGGAUGUGAACGUUGCGGUUCCGUCUGCGCCAACACUUCCGAAUGAUCGGGAUACCAACAAGCCGAAGAUCGAUCCUGCAAGAUCAUUUGAUCCUUUCAUUGUCGGAGCUGGCUCAUCAACACCCGCGGAGGAGCGUCCAAGGUUACCGAACAAAAUUCUACUACCCAGUCUCGAGGGAGGACACAGCAUGGAAGCCGUAGCUUCUGUACCAAAGCACCUGUUUGCUGCCAAGCGUGAGGGACGGAGUAGUUAAGAGGAGAGAUGGUGCUCUUUGGUUCACGUUCGGCAUUACAUGUGUGACAUGGAAAUAAAUUGUAAGAAGAGUUAGUAUUUUUUUAUGAAACAGCACUUGUAUCUAUGAUUAAUAAUAUAACAGUAGUAGAACGCAAGUCCAU
Malaya genurostris is the source of this 2662-nucleotide messenger RNA. RefSeq names its product transmembrane protein 145-like. The transcript is spliced from 7 exons. Lineage: Eukaryota; Metazoa; Arthropoda; Insecta; Diptera; Culicidae. The coding region runs from base 76 to 2520 and encodes 814 amino acids. Gene Ontology annotation, biological process: response to pheromone; G protein-coupled receptor signaling pathway. The record is from RefSeq and is a predicted model, not a curated record.